GCAUGUCGGGUCGCGACAGCGUGCAGAUCCCCGACGACCGGGACUUCGGGGCGUUCCGGGCGGAGUGCGAGUCGGAGCGCGGCUGGAGCCUCACCUACAGCAAGGGCGGGGUGGGGGUCUGGGUGCAGCUGCUGGAGCCCGAGCGCGCCCUCCACAAGAUCAAGUGCAGGAUGGAGUGCAGGGACGUGCCGGCAGAGACGCUGUACGACGUGCUCCAUGACAUCGAGUACCGCAAGAAGUGGGACACCAACGUCAUCGAGACCUUCGACAUCGGGAGGCUGACGGCCAACUCCGAUGUGGGCUACUACGCCUGGCGAUGUCCCAAGCCCCUGAAGAACCGGGAUGUGGUCACACUCCGCUCCUGGCUGCCCAUGGGCUCUGACUACAUCAUCAUGAACUACUCUGUCAAGCAUCCUAAGUACCCCCCCCGCAAGGACAUGGUGCGGGCAGUCUCCAUCCAGACAGGCUACCUGAUCGAGGGGACGGGUGCCAAGAGCUGCACCAUCACCUACCUGGCACAGGUGGACCCCAAAGGUUCUUUACCAAAGUGGGUGGUGAACAAAUCCUCCCAGUUCCUGGCCCCCAAGGCGAUGAAGAAGAUGUACAAGGCAUGCCUCAAGUACCCUGAGUGGAAGCAGAAGCAUGACCCUCACUUCAAGCCCUGGCUGUUCCCGGAGCAGAGCCGACUCCCAGCCCUGGCACUCUCCGAGCUCUCCCUCCAGCAUGCGGAUUCCCUGGAAAACAUUGAUGAAAGCUCCCUGGCCGAGAGCAAGGAGGACCGUGGCGAGGGCAGCGACGAGGACAGCCUGACCUGAUUCCCCUGGGAGCUCCUCUUCUUGUUCCCCUGGCUAGGACAGCCUGACAUGACCCCCUCUGGGGGCUCCUCUCCCUGUCCCCCCACUUCCAACAUGGUUUGUGUCUCUAUCUCA
Messenger RNA from Ficedula albicollis (Collared flycatcher), 929 nucleotides. RefSeq names its product StAR related lipid transfer domain containing 10 (gene STARD10). The coding region runs from base 3 to 815 and encodes 270 amino acids. Gene Ontology annotation, molecular function: lipid binding. The record is from RefSeq and is a predicted model, not a curated record. Lineage: Eukaryota; Metazoa; Chordata; Aves; Passeriformes; Muscicapidae. The transcript has 6 exons.